Molecule: messenger RNA, 1420 nt
Organism: Rhodotorula graminis WP1
Lineage: Eukaryota; Fungi; Basidiomycota; Microbotryomycetes; Sporidiobolales; Sporidiobolaceae
Exons: 5
Coding region: 1-1395 (464 amino acids)
Biological process (GO): protein modification process
Cellular component (GO): P-body
Source: RefSeq, a predicted model, not a curated record
AUGGCCAGUCCACGCAAGCGCACUGCGCUCGUGCAGUACCCGCCCUCGCAGGCCUACGUCGUCGAGUCGCUCCGCACCGCCUUCGCUCGCCAGCUCCCCGACUGGUCGCUCCUCACUUCGCCCGCUCCAGACGGCACCAAGCCUGACCUGCAAUGGUCCGACUAUGACGAGCUCGACUGGGACAUCGCCAUGGACGACCGCACCCAGCUCAACUCGUUCGCCAUCCGCAAAGCGCUCAUCCGCAAGAGCAACCUCGCCCACACCAUCGCGAUGUACCUCUCGAAGAACCCGGACUCGCCCUUGCGCCGCGCCGCACCACCAACCUUCCACUUCACGUGCUCGUUCGCCGACGAGCUCGACGAGCUGCUCAUGGACGACCUGUACGAGGUCGACCAGUCGUUCACCGACGCAGAUCAAGGCGGCGAGGGCAAAUGGUGGAUCCUCAAGGCCGCCCUCGCCGACAAGGGCAACGGCAUCCGCCUCUUCAACUCGCGCGAGACGCUCGAGGACAUCUUCCAGGAGUUCGAGCCCGAGAGCGACGACGAGGAGGACGACGAGGAGGACCGCGACGAGGCCGACGAGCGACCAGAGCAGUCGAGGGCGGCCAUGUUCGGCGCCGACACUCGAGUCGACGCGACGCAGCUGCGAGAAUGGGUCAUCCAGGAAUACGUCGCAUCGCCUCUGCUGCUCGACCCGUCGCCGUCGUCCAAUUCGAGCGGGACCAAGUUCCAUCUGCGCGUUUACGUCGUCGCCGUCGGCGGCCUCGCCGUCUACGUCCACCACCCCUUCCUCGCCCUGUUCGCCUCGUCCCCUUACACCUCCCCCGCCGACACCGCCAACGAGAGCGGCGAGUUCGACCUGUCGGCCCACCUCACCAACACCUGCCUCCAGACGAGCGUCCUCGGCGAGCAGGCGCCGGCCAUCUCGGUCUCGACGCUGCAGGGCAUGCGGGACAAGGUCGUCCUCGGCGGCCCGCACGAGGGCGAGAAGCUCGGCGAGGAGCGGAUCGGGCUCAUCGAGGAGGGCGUGCGCGAGGCGGUGCGCGAGGUCUUCAAAGCGGCGGUCGGCGCCGGCUCGUCCUUCCAGGCCUUGCCCAACGCGUUCGAGAUCUUCGGCGUCGACUUCCUCGUCGACAGCGAGUUCCAGGUCUCGCUCCUCGAGAUCAACGCCUGCCCCGACUUUGGCCAGACCGGCGCCGAGUUGCAGAGCAUCAUCGACCACCUGUUCUCGUGCACGAUCGACGUCGCGGUCAAGCCCUUCUUUGCGCGGCAGCGCGAGGCGGCAGAGUCGAGCGAGGGAGCCGAGGAGCUCGUAGAUACGCUGGAGCGGCUCGAGGUCGGCGGGACGAGGGGCCUGCAGGAGGUCUUGCGCAUGGAAAUCAGCCGCGCCUGGUGAGCGAGCGCGCUCGUUCCCCUUCCUC